This is a messenger RNA of Erpetoichthys calabaricus (reedfish), 2072 nucleotides long. It is a transcript of the gene slc67a1, whose product is annotated as solute carrier family 22 member 18. The transcript has 11 exons. The record is from RefSeq and is a predicted model, not a curated record. Bases 428 to 1615 code for a protein of 395 amino acids. Gene Ontology annotation, biological process: transmembrane transport. Gene Ontology annotation, molecular function: transmembrane transporter activity. NCBI's taxonomy places the organism in Eukaryota, Metazoa, Chordata, Cladistia, Polypteriformes, Polypteridae.
GCUGAGCCGAGGGUGUCAGUGUGCCACUCCCGCUUCCUUUGCCUUGGUGUACUUUGCACAGGUCACCAACCUCAUUUUAACCGUUUUGUUCUCUAUCUGAUUUUAUGUGGUCUGAACAGAUUCAGCUAGAGGAAGUGCUGUGUUCCAAGUUUUUAAGAAAAGGAAACGAGUUGUUUUACAUUUCUUUUUUCUGCAAGCAACAAACUCCUUUGACUGGAUCGCUGCCUUUCACCCGAGAUGAAGCUCCUUUACACACAAGAAGGAAAAUAUAUAUGUUUGACCUAAAAUCUAUCAUCAUCAUGAUCAUUUUUUAAAUGUGGAACGUGACAGCCGGAUAUUCUGCACUUAAUCUCGGGAUUCUCUCCACCCUUACUGUGGGACUUCAGAGCAGCUGAUAUCAUAGAAGCACGGCCUACGUACAGCAAUCAUGCCUAACAGAGUCAUUCUGGUAACCUACCUGGUUUUGACCCUGGAUGUCACUUUUCUGUUUGUUCAGUUUUCAAUUACCCCGUAUUUGGCGAAACGUUUGGGCUUUGACACAGUUUGGUAUGGAUAUCUACAAACCUCAGUUGGGAUCAUUCAGCUUUUGGGUGGACCUCUGUUUGGCAGAAUUGCCGAUCUCCUCGGUGCCCGCUUUGCCUUGGCACUCUCCAGCCUGUCCAUGACUGUGUAUUAUUUGAUCCUUGGAUCUUCUACCAAUGCUUUACUGCUUUUCCUGUCCAAACUGCCUGCCAUAUUCAUGCAUGGCCUGCCUGGUGCUCAGAUGGUAGUGACAGACCAGACUGAUCCACAGCAGCGGGCUGAUGUCUUGGGCAAGCUUGGCCUGUUCUUUGGAGUGGGGAUGAUAGCUGGCUCAUCACUUGGAGGCAUCCUUAGCACCAGAUACGGGGAGUCAUUUGCUGCCUUUGCAGCCGCAGCAGGGAGUCUUCUCAACGCCCUUGUGGUAAUGAAAUUAAUUCCCAAACACACCAAGAGGCAGACUCCUGAGGAAAGCUCCCCGGGCAGGGGCCGAUCUGUUUUCAACUUACAUGAGAUAAUGGGCUUGAUGAAGCAUCCCGGGGUUAUCAAGAUUUUCACAAUCAAGAUCAUUUCAGGAAUCCCUACAGGAGUCUUCCAGGUUAUGUUCUCCAUUAUCACCAUGGACUUCUUCCAGCUGACAGCUGAGCAGACAGGAUACCUUCUGUCUUACUUUGGCAUUGUGCAGAUGGUUAUCCAGGGAGGUGUCAUCGGAAAUCUGACAAGCAAGUAUUCAGAAGGAAUGUUGCUUCUCCUGGCCGUUGGCAUGCUGAGCAUUGUCGGUUUGGCUCAGGCCUUGAUGGUAAACGUGUUUCAGUUCUGUGUCAUCAUCAUCCCCAUGAUGCUUUCUCUCUCUACUUUCAACAUUGUCACCGACACCAUGCUAACCAAGAGCGUCCCGGCAUCAGACACAGGUACGAUGUUGGGAUUGUGUGCUUCUGUCCAGGCUCUGGUUCGCACCGUGGGUCCAUCGAUUGGAGCCUUUUUAUAUCAGAACUAUGGAGUUUCGUCCAUUGGUUACAUCCAGUGUGUGGUCAGUGCUGUGCUCUUCUUGAACCUCCUCAACAACAACAUUGGGCAAAGGAAAGAGCAUCAAUGACUGUAGGGGGACGAUGGUUAAAAGACACGGUCUUGACAACCAGAAAGAUAAAAAUUCACUUCUCAAAGCCAGACAUGUCAGGGAUGUUCAUCUCUCUCUCUCUCUGUUAAGUUAAUCAUUUUAUUGACUUUAAACUGCCAUUUCUGUUCCAGUUCCAAAGAAGGUUAAAAUUAGUGGACUUGGUGAUUAUAGGCCAUUUCACUCAGACAAUGGUACCUACGGAAACCUUUGAGUUCUUCAUUUUGGCCCACCUCAGGUCCAUUACUGAUCGCUUCCUUGAUCCCUUUGACUAAACAGCAAACCAUUCAGUUGAAGAUACACUUCACUGGUGACUCCAUCACAUUCCUAAACAUCUUGAUUCUCCUAAUGCAUAUGUUAGGGUCUUGUUCGUGGAUUUCAGUACUUCCUUCAACGCUAUAGUCCCAGAAUUUCUUUAGAAGCUAACUUUCUAUUUGUA